Molecule: messenger RNA, 3671 nt
Organism: Myxocyprinus asiaticus (Chinese sucker)
Lineage: Eukaryota; Metazoa; Chordata; Actinopteri; Cypriniformes; Catostomidae
Product: zinc finger protein 90 homolog
Exons: 3
Coding region: 128-1171 (347 amino acids)
Biological process (GO): regulation of transcription by RNA polymerase II
Molecular function (GO): RNA polymerase II cis-regulatory region sequence-specific DNA binding; DNA-binding transcription factor activity
Source: RefSeq, a predicted model, not a curated record
GCAGGAUUAUAUCAACACUGAACGCAGCGGAGUUUGGCUGGAAGUGAAUCGAUCAAAUUUAUAUGCUUUAAUUUCAUUCCGAAAUGCAACUUUAAUCGAGGAUUUAGAGGGCAGAUUCGGAGCAGUCAUGUCGAAGGUUGAUCGCUUGAACGCUCGUGUGUCGAAGCUCCUGACGGUGGCUGUUCAUGAAGUGCUGGAGAUUGUGAGAGAAACAGUGUGUGAAUAUCAGGAAAAAAACGCCCAAACACUGAGAGAAAACGAGAGACUGCGGAGGAAAUUGCACGAGUUACAGGACAAAUCACACACAGAUGGUACCAGUCCCAAAGUGCAGAUGAGGGUCCAACCUGAGUCUUCCCAACAUCAAGAGCCGAGUGAUACUCGGAACACUGUGCAGUCCGAAGACAGCGUUCUACUCACUGAAAGCAAAACUGCAGUAAAUGAACCACAAUACAGCCACUGUCGCACCAAUCUGUCACAUAAUAUCAUGACUCCCUCCCUCAGACUUCCUCACCUAACACAGUUUCAUGUCAAAGAAGAAGUGAAGCUGCUCAAUCACAGUCCGUCAUUCAACUGCAGCUCCAUCACUGCUAUCCAAAUGCUUCCAAAUGAAACAAAUACGUCCUCACUAACACACCACAACAAAGGCACUAACCAUGAUGAGUCUGGCAGUGAAUUGACUGUCAGCCCGGCUUUGAAAAAAAUCAAAGUGGAAACACAAAUUGACAAUGUGGCUUAUGUUUCCAAGGAGUCAAUUUAUGACCAUAGUAUUGAUCAGACUGAACUAUCGAUAGAUCCGCAGCAACUUCUGAAUUCCCAAUUUCUCGGACAGGAUAUAAACGGUGUAUCGUACAGCAGAAAUACCAGCAAUGCGGCGGCCCUGAGGUUCCUCCCACGACACCAUCGAGCUGAAAAGCGCUUCUGCUGUGGACUCUGCGGCAGGAGCUUUAGCCAUGCUGGAGAUUUCAAGAAGCACAAGAGAGUGCACACAGGAGAAAAACCCUAUCUGUGCACCAUAUGCGGCAAACACUUCAGUCAGUCCGGCUACUUGAAGAUUCAUCAGAGGCAUCAUACAGGAGAGAGACCAUACAGCUGCGGCCUGUGCGGGAAAUGCUUCAGCCACUCGAGCAACUUCAAAAAACACCAACAGACUCACAUUGGACAUAUUUGUUAAGGGUAAAUUUUUUCAGUUGUGCUCCACUACUGGCACCAAAAGUAAUGGUGCUGUAACCACAUUUAUAUGGUUCUGUUAGUGUGUGGUGACAAUGACACAAACAAAGUAUCAUCCCAGUAUGGUAAAGCGUUGCCAAGAUACAGCCUCAGAUCAUUGUAGUAGUCUUGCCAUUUAUUUCGUUGAUGCAUUAUUCGAGAAUCGUUUGGUCUGUCGAGAAACUUUUGAUAACUUAGUCGUGAGUGUUCCUGGAUGAUACACAACAAAUUUCAUGCGAAUCGGAUGUACAUUCUUGGAAGAGUUAGAAAAGGUAGGUUUUCAACUAAAUUCAAAAUGGCUGACAGGAAGUAUGGCCAACCAUGGCGAAUUUGGUAUCAUCGUACUAAGAAUGAUCUAAGGAAGCUAACAGCACAAGUCGUUAAAAGGUUAUAAGCAUUUUAUAAUAUAAUUUGAACACUAGGUGGUGCAGUCCUCAAACUUUUUGAGUACCUUAAGGACACAGCCCCAAUGACACAUACCAAAAUUCGUAAUGAUACAACAAUGUGUUUCUAAAAUACAGCAAUUUAAGUCAAAAUUCAAAAUGGCCGACACCCAGUAUGGCCGACAUAGGAAAAUUGGGUAUCAUUCGAUUUGUUAUGUCCCAAGGAAUCUAAAGAGACACGUCUUAUGAUUUUAGGCCAAGCUAUUCAGAAUAAGGAAAAAGACCACCUUGAACACUCUUGACCACCCGGUGUCACUGUGAUGAAACUGUGCAGUUACCCUCAAGUCACGCUUGUGUUGACAUAUACCAAGUUUUGUGUCAAGAUGCUAAAGCGUUGUGAAUAUACAGCCUCACGUCCAUUUUGGCGAGAUCGCCGUCGAAUUCAUCGAUGCCUUAUACGAGAAUAGUUUGGUCUGUCAUCAUGAAUUCUAUAACUUUUUGUCAUGAGUGUCUCUAGAUGCACGUGCAAAAUUUCAAGCGAGUCGGAAAUACACUGUAGGAGAAGUUUAAAUAAGUAGGUUUUUCGGAAAAUUAAAAAUGGCACGAAAUCUAGUGGGCGGAGCUUCGUAACAAUAUGAGCCAUUGGGACUUGGCAUGACCCAAACAAAAAAAAAUUGUUUCUAGGCCUUUCGGUUCAAUAGGCCAAUACGUGUGCAAUUUUGAACAGUUGGUGGCGCUAGAGGGUUUGAGUUAGAUACCCCAUAUUUGGAGACUUGUUUCUCUGCAGAAGAAAAAUGGCCGUAUCCCAAUAAGUGAGCAUUUUUCAACCGCUUUACAUAUUUUCCUACUAUAUUAAGAUUCCCUACUUUCAUUGGAUAGUUGAGAAACACCCAUCCUGGUUUGAAAACGGCUAAAGAUUGGGAAACAUACAUUAUUGUUCCCCAGAGACCUAUACUUACGAAUUUGGGUCAGUUACAUUUGAAGGUAUCCUCUAUCAGUGUGCCAAAUUUCAUAACUUUCCUAUGUAGGGCUGCUGUAGACUAUAGAACCGUGGAAGAAUAAUAAUAAGAACAACACUUAUGGAUGCAAUAGGUGCCUGCCUACACACCUUCAGUGCCUGGUCACUAAAAAUAAUGACAGGUUUUCUGAACUCAUGUCAUUGGUUACAUGUCGGGCUGCUUAAACAGAGAAAUUUUUUUAAAGCACCACAAAGUCACAAUGUUUAUACUCUUCAGGAAGUCAGACUUCCAAAGAUUUACUUACAGUAACUUAACCUUUUCCUGAACAUGGAAGCGCUUCACGAUUCAUAAUGGAAAACUUUGUUUUCCGGUCUCCAGUGUUUUCACUCCCAUUGGUGUAGGUUUUUAGCAGGUAAUGUGAUGUUUAGCGUAUUCAUUUAGUAAAAAUUGCCAAAUAAAAAAAACAUGUGGCUUAAUAGUGCCGAUAUUUUACAGACUCAUGAUGACCAUCUUUUUGACAGUGCCUCACCCGAGAGGGUAGAUGACAUGAAGCGAUGGACCAUGGUUAGUUACGUUGAUAUCAUAAACUACUUCGAGUUGUUAUUAUAUCCAACAACUGCACAAGUUGAGCCUGAACUCAACGUUUCUGUAGUUUUUACAUUGCUUCUUAUGGAGACCAGAACAAAAAAACAGUCUAGCGGCAAUCAGAAUCAUCAUGGCGCCUCUCAGUGGUUGGUCAGGAAAACUUUUGAUAGUUUAAAUGGUUUAGAAGUAAGUAUAUUAAUGUGCAAAAAAGUUAACAUCCAAGUAUUUUUCUACUGUACAGUACAUGUUUUACUGCAUAUUGAGAUCUAUUAUCAGUUAUGCUAAUAAACAUUUAUAAAUUACCUCACAAUUCUAACAUGGAUGAAAAGGUGAGCAUUUAACUCAUAAAUCAGUGAUAAAUGUAAAGGUAUUUAUGUGUGAUUAUUAGCCAUAUUAUGAGUAAUAUGAAAGUACUGAUGCACCAGGCAGUAUCUAAAUCAUGGCUACAUUCUGAAAACUCUUAUAUAUGUUUCUAUGGUUGGUGUAACUGUGUCUAAAUUUAAUAAUAAAAUAAAUGGCAACAUGUUUUUUAAAGUGA